This is a messenger RNA of Schizosaccharomyces japonicus yFS275, 693 nucleotides long. RefSeq names its product vacuolar sorting protein Did2. Gene Ontology annotation, biological process: vacuolar transport. NCBI's taxonomy places the organism in Eukaryota, Fungi, Ascomycota, Schizosaccharomycetes, Schizosaccharomycetales, Schizosaccharomycetaceae. The record is from RefSeq and is a predicted model, not a curated record. The transcript has 7 exons. The coding region runs from base 70 to 693 and encodes 207 amino acids.
GUUAUAUUCAAUUACAGCUUAUCAAUACUCUUUUCAAACUCAUUUUGAUUAUAUUAGUGUGUAAAUACGAUGAGUGGUCUUGAAAAUUCAUUAUUUCAGUUAAAAUUUGCAGCAAAAUCGCUGAAGAAACAAUCUCAGAAAGCUGUAAAAGAAGAGAAAUCCGAGAAAGCAAAGAUAAAAAAGGCAAUGGCCCAAGGAAAUACUGAAAUUGCGAGAAUUUAUGCUACGAACGCCAUUCGGAAACAACAGGAAGCACUCAAUCUUUUACGGCUUUCCUCAAGAAUUGAUGCAGUGAGCAGCAGAAUACAAACUGCGGUUACGAUGCGAAAUAUGUCCAGAAACAUGAGUGGUGUCGUUCGUGAAAUGGAUAGAGCUACACGUUCUAUGAAUCUUGAAAUGAUAUCUAGGGUCAUGGAUCGUUUCGAGACUCAAUUCGACGAUAUUAAUGUUCAAGCAGGUGUCAUGGAGAAGUCCAUGGGAACUGCGACGGCUGUUGAUGCACCACAAGAAGACGUUGACUUAUUGCUACAAAGCGUAGCUGACGAAGCAGGCUUGGAGUUAAAUCAAUCUCUUAACAGCGAGCCCCUUCCCCAGCAAUCAGCUACUGAAAUUCAAGCCCAAGAACCGGUGCCCGUGAAAGCACAAGACCUUGAUGAUUUAUUACAAGAGAGAUUGAAAGCACUUCGUUCUUAG